AAAAAAAUAGUGUGCCGAAUUAAAAUAAUUCUUUUAGCUGUGAUUAAUUAAUUGCACAGAUUAAUAGUGUGAUUGGAUUUAAUUUAACUUUAACUCAUAAUUUUUUUUAAUUUUAAAAAAUGAAUUUUGUAAUCGAUAAGUCGUGUUUAUUUUCUGUGAUUUUUUUCAUUGUGGUGGUAAACGUUUGUAAAUCAAGAGAAAUUCCUGAAUUCUUGCAUAUAUGUAAAAAUACAGGCGAUGCUGCACAAGAAGAAUGUAUUGGUCAAUCAGCAAUGUUCUUAAGGACAUACUUAGCAAAAGGAAUUCCUGAAUAUAAUCUUCCAAGUUUAGAACCAUUAUAUAUGGAUGAAUUAAUAGCAUCGGAAAAUAGCGCGGGUUUAAAAAUUACAGCGAAUAAAGUAAAAGCAUAUGGGGCUAGUGAUUUUUAUGUGUCCAAAGUAAAAGUCAAUAACGAGAAGCAAACUUACGUUGGUGAUGUAGAUCUCCCACAUUUGUAUAUUGAGGCUGAUUAUGGACUUGAUGGCCGUAUUUUACUUAUUCCUAUUCGUGGUAGUGGUCCAUUAUUUGGAAAUUUAACAAAUUGUAAAGGGCGAGUUUCAGUUCAAGGUGAAUUAUAUGAACUAGAUGGAGUAACAAAAAUACGUUUUACAUCAUUAAAUUUGAAAAUUAAAGUUGGAAAUGGUAACAUUAAAUUGGAAAAUUUAUUUGGCGGUGAAAAGGUCUUAGGUGAUGUUGUAAAUGGCGCUAUAAAUUCCAAUUUUGAUGCAUUUUUAAAAGAGUUAUUACCUGUAAUUGAAAAAGCAUUAUCAAAAGUAUUUUUAGAUAUUGCGAAUAAUGUGGUGGAACCAUUUACGUACGAUCAGCUAUUUCCAAAGUAAUAUUUUAGGAAUUAUUGAUACCAUAAAAGUAUUACAUAAAAACAUUUCCGUCCAAUUAAUAUACAUUUUCAUAUUAAUAUUACACAAAAAAAAAAAAUGUUAUUUGUGGAUUACUUUUAAUUCGAAAAAUUCUGUUAACACUAUUG
Molecule: messenger RNA, 1024 nt
Organism: Chrysoperla carnea
Lineage: Eukaryota; Metazoa; Arthropoda; Insecta; Neuroptera; Chrysopidae
Product: protein takeout-like
Exons: 6
Coding region: 120-878 (252 amino acids)
Source: RefSeq, a predicted model, not a curated record